AUGUUGUUGACUGUUUUAUUGUUUAAUUUUUUAACUUUUUUUUUAACUUUUGGUAAUGCUUUAGUCGUUCCAUUUGCAUUAGAACCACCAUUGACUAAGAAACCUAUCGCCGGUGGUACAUCAUUAGCUACUUGUGAUGUUAAUAUUAAACAGUUAUUGAGUAUUGAAAAAGUUAGCUUGAAUCCUAAUCCUCCUAAGCGUGGUGGGAAACUAAGUAUCACUGCUUCUGGUACUGUUGAUACUGAAAUUAAAAAAGGUGCCUACAUAGAUGUUGAAGUGCGUUUGGGUUAUAUCAAGCUUUUGACUCAAACUUUUGAUUUAUGUGAAGUACUGUCAGAAAAUGACGUCAACGGUUUGAAAUGUCCAAUUACUGCUGGUCAGUAUAAUUUGAAUAAGGAUGUGGAUAUCCCAGAAGAAGUUCCUCCUGGUAAAUAUACUAUUUUAGCAAGAGCAUACACUGUAGAAGAUGAGUUCAUCACUUGUAUUACAGGUGAUUUCUUAUUCCCAGCUGCUUUUUAA
Messenger RNA from Vanderwaltozyma polyspora DSM 70294, 519 nucleotides. It is a transcript of the gene NPC2, whose product is annotated as sterol transporter. Gene Ontology annotation, molecular function: sterol binding. The record is from RefSeq and is a predicted model, not a curated record. Lineage: Eukaryota; Fungi; Ascomycota; Saccharomycetes; Saccharomycetales; Saccharomycetaceae. The transcript has a single exon. Gene Ontology annotation, biological process: intracellular sterol transport. The coding region runs from base 1 to 519 and encodes 172 amino acids.